Caenorhabditis remanei is the source of this 606-nucleotide messenger RNA. RefSeq lists its product as uncharacterized. The transcript is spliced from 3 exons. Bases 1 to 606 code for a protein of 201 amino acids. The record is from RefSeq and is a predicted model, not a curated record. Lineage: Eukaryota; Metazoa; Nematoda; Chromadorea; Rhabditida; Rhabditidae.
AUGGGACAGUGUCUUUGUAAGUCAACUUCUCCGCCAGAAGAAGAAAUGGAAGAAGUUGAAUUGGAGGAAAUAAAUGAGGCUCCGAUUCCGCCCCCACCUAGAGCACUUCCACCUAAAAUGGUUGCAUUGAUAAAGUCGAAAGCUGGGACACAACCUCGUCAAGGAUUCUACGAAGACGUUGCAAACUCAUACAUUCGUAUUGUUAUGGACCUCCGCAAAAGGGCUCUACGUCUUGAAGUUCUUCUGAAAGAUUUCGAGCCUCAUAGAUCCCCGGCUGAUGGGAACAUCAAUGUUCUCCCAUUCCGGAUUGGAAUCCAAAAUCUCGGUUCGGCAUACGAGGACUUCCUUCGGGUGUCCUCUGUGAAAGUUGAUGACUAUGUGCAAAAGCGAAAGGAUAUGGCUUCUGAAGGAUUCAAGGACUGGUUCAUUAUGAAGGAGGUUGUGGAUGUCAUGUUCAGAGAGAAAUGCAUCAAUCUGAGAGAGAUGAGACGAAUGGUCCAGGUCCAGAAAGAUCACGCAGAGCAACUAUUGCAGGAUGUUGUGGAUUCGAAGAUUCCUCCAAGACAAGAAAGAAAUAAGCUUGUUGAUAACCUUUCGACACAAUAA